Messenger RNA from Cucurbita pepo subsp. pepo (vegetable marrow), 1479 nucleotides. It is a transcript of the gene RPL3P, whose product is annotated as ribosomal protein L3 plastid. NCBI's taxonomy places the organism in Eukaryota, Viridiplantae, Streptophyta, Magnoliopsida, Cucurbitales, Cucurbitaceae. The record is from RefSeq and is a predicted model, not a curated record. Gene Ontology annotation, cellular component: ribosome; mitochondrial large ribosomal subunit. Gene Ontology annotation, molecular function: structural constituent of ribosome. Gene Ontology annotation, biological process: translation.
UUUUCUUAGAACCCUAAACCCCGAGUGGUCACCUUGCUUGCUGCCGCUCUCCCUCCAUUACACUGCGUACAGAGAGAGAGAGAAUGAAAUUCCAGUGUCUCCGAGAUCGGAAUCUACUCUGAAACUGAGCUAAAGCUUCCCAUUUUCUCUCUUGCAUCUCCCCAUCCAAGCAAUCGUUGCGAGUGUUCUUCACCAUGUCGGCUUUAUCCAGAGGUCUCAUUUCUCGUUUUCGUCUUCUGUCGAUCAAUUCCGCCGCUUCUCCGAUAAUUACUUCUUCUUCUUCUUCUUCUUCAUGGACGCAUCCGUCUUGUUAUUUCUUCUUCCGUACUUUCAGUACCGAGGGUUCGAUUCAGGCCGGUGAUGGCUCUUCGCUUUCUUCUCCGAUUAUUGAAGCUAAACCUGGUGUUAUGAGCCCUAACUCGAAGCGUACGGGAGUCAUUGCUGUCAAGUGUGGAAUGUCGGCGCUGUGGGAUAAAUGGGGAGCUAGGGUACCCAUCACUGUGCUCUGGGUUGAUGAUAAUAUUGUAUCUCAGGUCAAGACUAUUGAGAAAGAAGGCAUCACAGCUCUCCAGAUUGGCUGUGGACAGAAGAAGGCGAAGCAUUUGACAAAACCCGAGGUAGGUCAUUUUAGGGCUCAAGGUGUUCCAUUGAAGAGGAAACUGAGGGAGUUUCCAGUGACAGAAGACGCCCUUCUUCCAGUUGGUACGACAAUUGGUGUUCGUCAUUUUGUCCCUGGACAGUUUGUUGAUGUGACAGGAAUAACAAGAGGGAAAGGUUUCCAGGGAGUGAUGAAAAAGCAUGGAUUUAAAGGAAUGCCAGCAUCCCACGGAGCAUCAUUAUCCCACAGAAGCCUCGGUUCUACAGGUCAGAGGGAUGCUCCUGGAAAGGUUUUUAAAGGUAAGAAGAUGGCUGGUCGUAUGGGUGGGAAGCAGAGAACUGUGAAAAAUGUGUGGGUCUACAAAAUUGAUCCUGCAAGAAACUUGAUGUGGGUUAGAGGACAAGUCCCGGGCGCCGAAGGAAACUUUGUAUUUAUAAAAGACGCCUUCUACAAGAAACCCAACAAGUCGAUCCUUCCAUUCCCUACCUACUUUGCGAACGACGACGAGGACACAGAGACGUUGGAACCUCUCGUUGCUGAUCUUGGAGAAGUAGAUCCAUUCAUGGUUGGAGAAUGAUAGGGAGUUGGGCUUUUCAGUGCAAGUUCUUCGAUUUCGCUCUGUUUUUUUCGAUCUUUUCAGCUACUGAUGACCCUUUUUCGAGUAGAAACGCAGCUGGAGGUUCUGUAUGAGGCAAUCCAAUCUCCUUAUACGAUGGGAAUUUACCAUUUACUUUUCUUUCAACUCAAAACUUGUACCGGAAAAUGCCAUUUUGAAAUAAAGGAUAGAGAAAAAGCUAUGAUUAUUGAGGUUUUUUGUUGAUGUUUAUGUGAACUUGGAGAAAGAGAUUGUUUAUGGCUGCCGUCGCCUCUCUUCAUUUGAA